AUGGGGGCAGAUGGGAAAGAUAUGGGGGGGCAUACACAAACAAUAAGCGAUGUCUGCGCUAGUGAUGCGCUCGCCUAUCGAUGGUUCGCCCCGCAGGGGGGCGAAGCGGACAGCGGGCUACAGGAGGCGCCUAAAUUCCGAGGGGCACACCCGCCGAGUGUAGUAAGCUAUCGCAACAGACCGACGGACAGGGCGACCGUGGAAGCAGGUUGGCUUCUUAUGGACCUGGUGCCAUACUUCAUCCAAUAUAGGCUUUUGAUUUCUCUCUGC
Molecule: messenger RNA, 270 nt
Organism: Iphiclides podalirius (scarce swallowtail)
Lineage: Eukaryota; Metazoa; Arthropoda; Insecta; Lepidoptera; Papilionidae
Source: the annotation of a GenBank genome assembly